AUGAACCAGGGCCGUGGAUUGAUUAGGGAUGACAGCAAUCGGGAAGAAUCGGGAUGCAAGGGACCACUCAGGAUGACCGGGACCGCGAACCGUUUCGACUGGGUCGCUGGUCACAGACUCUCUGCGGUGGGAACUGAGAAAAAAAAGGCGAAGCUUGGGGGGGAAGGAAAGGUGGAAAUUGAACGGGUCAGAUUGGGUCAGAUUGGGACGGCUCCAAUUCGUGAUGUCGAUUUCGGUGUUUGGGGGGGUGGGAAAGAGAAAGAGAAGGUGAGGAGAAAUAUGAGGUAUUUCUCGUUCCAGGACGACGGCUACGUUGUAGUACCGAGUACAACGAAUACAACAACACACGACACACGACCUGUUCGAUUUGAGGUGUUUAUUGUGUUUAUUCCAUGUGUUUCGGGUAUUAUUGUUGUACUCUUGUUGCUCUCGUUGGUAUUUUUGUUUCUAUUCCUAAUUGAUUGGUUUUCUUUUACACACAAUCACUCAACUCACUUACUUACUACACAUCUUCUUUCUUUUUCCAAAGUCCGAGUGGGGGGAGAAAAGAGGGACCUUCUUCUUUUUUUUUUCAUUUUCAUUUUCUUUUUCCUUUCCCGUUGGGAUUUGAUAGCAGCUGACAUACCUACUACGGAAAUUCCCCCUUGA
Aspergillus niger is the source of this 648-nucleotide messenger RNA. RefSeq lists its product as hypothetical. The transcript is spliced from 4 exons. The record is from RefSeq and is a predicted model, not a curated record. The coding region runs from base 1 to 648 and encodes 215 amino acids. NCBI's taxonomy places the organism in Eukaryota, Fungi, Ascomycota, Eurotiomycetes, Eurotiales, Aspergillaceae.